GCAGAGCCGGCAGGAUGCGGGCGGAGGAGCCGCUGGCGCUGGCGGCCCCGCGGGCGGGCGGCGGCGAGACGGAGGCGGAGGCGGCGGGUGAGGAGCGGAGCGGCGGCAGCUGCUGCAGCAGUGAGCGGCUGGUGAUCAACAUCUCCGGGCUGCGGUUCGAGACGCAGCUGCGAACCCUCUCCAUUUUCCCCGACACGCUGCUGGGCGACCCUAGUCGCCGGGUCCGCUACUUCGACCCGCUCCGCAACGAGUACUUCUUCGACCGCAACCGGCCCAGCUUCGACGCCAUCCUCUACUACUACCAGUCCGGGGGGCGGCUCCGCCGGCCGGUCCAUGUGCCCCUCGACAUCUUCCUGGAGGAGAUUCGCUUCUACCAACUGGGCCAGGAGGCCAUCGAGACCUUCCGGGAGGACGAGGGCUUCAUUCCAGAAGAAGAGAAGCCCCUGCCCCAGCACCACUUCCAGCGCCAGGUCUGGCUGCUCUUUGAGUACCCUGAGAGCUCCGGGCCAGCCCGGGCCAUCGCCAUUGUCUCCGUGCUGGUCAUCCUCAUCUCCAUCGUCAUCUUCUGCCUGGAGACCCUGCCCGAGUUUCGACAGGAGCCCAAGGGCACCCAGCCCGACUUCGGGGAGGCGGCGCCGUUGGGCGACGAGGCGCUGCUGCUGCCACCGCCACCGCCGCCGAGUGGGACUCCGCCGCCCCUGCACACCGCCGCCGGCGCCGGCCCCUUCUUCACCGACCCUUUCUUCCUCAUAGAGACCCUGUGCAUCAUUUGGUUCUCCUUUGAGCUCCUCGUCCGCUUCUUCGCCUGCCCCAGCAAGCCCGAGUUCUCGCGCAACAUCAUGAACAUCAUUGACAUUGUGGCCAUCAUCCCCUACUUCAUCACCCUGGGCACCGAGCUGGCCCAGCAGCAGCAGCAGAAGCAGCAGCCUGGCAGCAGCAGCAACAAUGGGGGCCAGCAGCAAGCCAUGUCCCUGGCCAUCCUCAGAGUCAUCCGCUUGGUCAGAGUCUUCAGGAUCUUCAAGCUCUCCAGGCACUCCAAGGGGCUGCAGAUAUUGGGGAAGACUCUCCAGGCCAGCAUGAGGGAGCUGGGCCUUCUCAUCUUCUUCCUCUUCAUUGGGGUGAUCCUCUUCUCCAGUGCUGUCUACUUUGCAGAGACUGAUGACCCCGACUCCCUGUUCACUAGCAUCCCUGAUGCCUUUUGGUGGGCAGUGGUGUCCAUGACCACCGUGGGCUAUGGGGACAUGUAUCCCAUGACAAUUGGUGGCAAGAUUGUGGGUUCCCUGUGUGCCAUCGCAGGUGUGCUUACCAUCGCCCUGCCUGUCCCUGUCAUCGUGUCCAACUUCAACUACUUCUACCACCGAGAGACUGAUCACGAAGAGCAGUGCCAGUACACCCACGUCACCUGUGGCCAGCAGCAGUCACCCUUCUCUGAGCCCAAGAAGGGGGACAGCAACCAAUCCCUCAGCAAAUCUGAAUUCCUGGAAGCAGAAGACCUGGAGUCCAUGAAAUACUCCAAUUUCAUUCCUCCCAACAACCAAGGCUAUAAAGAGAAGAAAAUGCUGACGGAGGUGUGAUCGGUUUUGUUACCCUGGGUCCGGGCACAGAGCUGCCAGCUGCUGCGCAGCCGUCUUCCCUUCUAGCAGCUGGAUCUAUUCAGCAUUUAGAUGCCAGACUGUGAAUUGUGACACCGUAAACAGGAUGAUUGUGAUAAUGGGCUCUUCUGGCUCGAUUUGCUGUUCCUCAUUGCCGUGUGCAGCCGGAAAUGUUCUUGCUUUGUUCCGUGGAGUGCUAGCUGUCAUCCCCGUGAAUUUCUUUGUCCGUUUUUGAAGACUGCUUCAAGCCGAUGUUUGCUCUCAAACCUAGCCUUGCUACUCCGCCGGCAGAGAAGCCCUCGCCGCUACUUCAGCUGAAGGAUUCAGCAGGGGGUAAACAGUUAAAGGGGCUACAAACAUCUGGCUCAAGCUGUGCCCUCAGUUCCCGUGCCAGCGCAGUGCCCUUGGCUCUGUGAUCAGUCGCGCCUGCCAUGCCAUUGCCUUUGAAUAAUGGAAACGCUGGAGCCAGCAUCUCAGUCAGUUCUGCAGCUGUAGGGGAAAGUCGGCAAGCAGAUGCCUGCCUUCUUUGCAGCCUUUGGCAUGCUAAAGAGCCUCUUGGUUUGUCUUUCAGAGGAGGUGCAUAGUUCUGAAAGCUCUCUGCUGCUUGUAAACUACAUACCAUUUACCAACCCCAGGCUUGUAGAAAGCAACAGGCUUGAUGGAGAUUCUCUGUGCUUUGAGCUUAUUUCAGCCUUAUUUGUGCCAGUGCCCUGAUGUUAACUGGCUGUCAUAGUACCAGCUUACUCUUCAGAGUGGUAAGUGCCUUCUGAUGCAAGGCACGUUGGAGUA
This is a messenger RNA of Dryobates pubescens (Downy woodpecker), 2381 nucleotides long. Its product is annotated as potassium voltage-gated channel subfamily A member 6-like. Bases 15 to 1574 code for a protein of 519 amino acids. Gene Ontology annotation, molecular function: protein binding; delayed rectifier potassium channel activity. Gene Ontology annotation, cellular component: membrane; voltage-gated potassium channel complex. NCBI's taxonomy places the organism in Eukaryota, Metazoa, Chordata, Aves, Piciformes, Picidae. The transcript has a single exon. Gene Ontology annotation, biological process: protein homooligomerization; potassium ion transmembrane transport. The record is from RefSeq and is a predicted model, not a curated record.